Molecule: messenger RNA, 651 nt
Organism: Penicillium arizonense
Lineage: Eukaryota; Fungi; Ascomycota; Eurotiomycetes; Eurotiales; Aspergillaceae
Product: alpha/beta hydrolase
Exons: 2
Coding region: 1-651 (216 amino acids)
Molecular function (GO): hydrolase activity
Source: RefSeq, a predicted model, not a curated record
AUGCCCACCAAGACCCCCACCACAUCGGACUUCCCCAAUCUCACAGUAACAAUAACGCACCCCUCACCCUCGCCAACCUCCACAGCCCCAUCCCCAAACAUCCUUCUCCUCCUCCACGGCCUUGGCGACACAGCUGCCUCCUUCACGAAAUUCGCCCAAGCCCUCCGCCUCCCGGAGACAACAAUCAUAACCAUCCAAGGCAUCGCCCCGCUCCCCUUCGACCUGGGCGGCUUCCAUUGGGGCGACGAUGUCUCCUUCGAUUCCGCAACGGGCGCGCUAGAAAUGGAUGCUGGUUUUACCAAGGCGACCCAAGUGCUCUCUGGGAUGGUGCGUCGUACGUUAAUUACCGAGUGUGGGUAUCGCCUGCGGGAGAUUAUGGUGUUUGGGUUUGGGCAGGGUGGGAUGGCGGGGCUAGCUUUGGCGAGGGAGCUUGGGAUUGAGAGUAAGAGUGCUACUGGUGCUGAGGCUUGGGAUGGAGAGGUUGGGCCGAUUUCGGGGGUUGUUUCUAUUGGGGCGGCGUAUUCUGUUGAUGGGUCGAGGGUUGGUAAGAAUCGGUCGCCUGUUUUGCUUGUUGCUGGGAGGGAUUCCGUUGCUGUUUCUGAUGAUGCCGUCCGUAGGACUAAAUUGGUCUUUGAGUUUGUUGAGGAGUAG